Molecule: messenger RNA, 3915 nt
Organism: Hyalella azteca
Lineage: Eukaryota; Metazoa; Arthropoda; Malacostraca; Amphipoda; Hyalellidae
Exons: 7
Coding region: 265-2796 (843 amino acids)
Biological process (GO): protein refolding; response to heat
Molecular function (GO): protein folding chaperone
Source: RefSeq, a predicted model, not a curated record
UUGCAAUACCUGUCAUAAGUCUCAAAGUGCCGUUAUAAAAACUUGAAAAUAAUUACCUUUUUUCAAGGUAAUACCAAUGAGAAGCUUCCAAGUGCCAAAAUAGAGUUAAAUGUUGAUCCCCUUACUUUCAGGCAGAAGUCACACAUCGUAACCGUAAAAUAUCGAAAUUGCUCAUAGAAAAUUAAAUACAUAAGAAAAAAAGCGUCACAGUGCACCGAUAAAAUAACGAGAUAAAAUAAGAAAACAUCUCCACCACUAAGCAAGAUGGCCGCCGCGCAAGUGGUAAUGUCGCCCGUUUGUCGGAGCGAGACACCCUUUUUCCGCCCUGGUGGCGACUUUAGCAAGGGUGGCGACUCGCCCAGCCUGGAGCGCUCGAUCCGCCGCGUGAUGGCCAAGUACGGUGCCGCGGACCUGGACGACGCGGCGCUGCUGCCGUCCUACCGCUGCCUCCGUCGACGCAGCCCUCAGGAGGACGACCAAGCAAUCGCUGUCACUACCGAGGAGAACUGCUACAAGAUUCUGGUGGACGUGAAGGACUUCAGCGCAGGUUCGGUGACGGUGAAGGCGGUUGGCGGCAACGAGAUCAUCAUCCAAGGGGUCGUCGAGCAGAAAUCCUCCUCUUCCUCAUCGGGCCCCACGUCUUCACCAUCUGGCCUAACGUCCUCCUCCUCGGGCCCCACGUCCUACACUACCAGAACCGAGAGCAGCUCGAGAAGGUUCGAACAGCGCCUCAUGUUCCAGGAUCUCCAGACUGAGGGCCUCACGUCCUCCGUGUCUCCUGACGGCGUCCUAACCGUCAUUGCCCCAAGGAAGCGCAACACUACCGCCGCCAUUGAGGGAACUUCGGCGAGCAAUCAAGAACAACUGCAACAGCAGAAACAGGUGCAACAACUGCUGCAGCAAAAACAUGUGCAGCAACACCACGAACAACAACUGCUACAACAAACACAGGCUCAACAACACCAAGAACAACAACUUGAGCAACAACAGAAGCAGGCAAGUGAUGCAGGCCGGGAACACAUCGUUCCUAUCGAAGUCGAGGGACAAACAUCGACCACAAAUCUAAGCCAUAUUUUAGCACCAUCCGCCAGCGUGCAAACAUCGGGCAUUUCCAAACAUUCAACCACCACCAGCCAAUCUCAGACGACGUCUCACGAUAACUCCACCAUCUUGGAAAAACGCAUGACAAACGUGCCAAUAAACGUCGGAGGUUUUGGCAACUCCUUGAUUCCUAUCACUCCACGUGGGUCGUUCUUCAAGGACUCCUUCUUUGACACCUCACGUAGUCACUUCGAGCGAGCCGUGGACAGCGUCUUCAGGAGGCUGGCGUCGCCCCCAGGGAUCCAAGACCCCCUCAACUGGUACACCCAACAAAGGUCCAGCCUCCUGCAAGAUGACUGCCGAGCCGCUGUUGUCACGUCUGAAGGGAAUGCUUAUAAAAUCGUGCUGGACGUGAAGAACUUUGAAGAAGGCACCGUCAACAUCAGGGCUGUGGGAGACAGCGAGCUCCUGGUAGAGGCAAGUGUGGACAAAACGACGGGGACCUCAACGACCAAGCGACGCUACAGGCAGCGCUUCGUCACCCCGGGACCUGUGGUCUCUGAAGCCGUCACUUCUGCACUGUCCGAAGACGGCGUCCUCACCAUCACAGCUCCGAAGAAGGAAGCCACUUUCCAAAUUACUGAACUUAGCAGCACCGCCGGAAGCCAACGCGACACAUCCGUCCUGUCUACUUCAGGCUCUACUCUCGGUGAUGUCAGUAUUGCAGCAUCCACUGUGACGUCACCGACCCCGACAGACAUGACAGGGCCAUUUGAACCUGUGUUUUCCAAAAUUACUGAGGAUAAAAAUAGCACAAGCAGCAAGAUGGAGACGAUGAAUGCAAACCGACAAUCCUACACCCAGCAAUCCAGUACUCAGACCCAGACUUGUGCGGAAUUGAGAGAGCGAGAUGUUUCCUGCACUUCUGAUAUCUCGAACGUCUCUUCCAUGCACACGGGAGAUACGUCUAACCAUGAAAAGCUUGUUAAAAUUAAUUAUAUCGACCAAAAUCAAAGUGAAAUCGACGAAGCAAAUCGCAGAGUAGUUCCAAAUCAGUUCCAGCUGAUCGGUGAUGUAAAAGAUCUCACUGACUACAACGUCAAAGAGUCACUCAAGCAACGCAAGAGUUCUUCUAACACCAGCCAAAGUCUAAACAAACUAAUUAGCUACGAAAAUCCAAGCAUCUUUGAGUUUCCAAUCAUACGUCGUGGGCCUUUCUACCAAGAUUCAUUUUUCAGCACGGUCCACGACCACUUCCAAUCUGCUGUUCGACAGGUCCUUGAUCGCUGGGUGGAAGUACCUUCGCUACUUUUCGAUGGUUCUCGGAACGUGUCUCGAAUGGGUGAUUUUGGCCGGUUCCAUAAAACAUUUUCCAACUACAGGAGUAUAUUAGAUGAUGACAUAUUUGACGACUUCGCGUGCUACAAAAGUCUGCGGCACCUUAACGUUAAACAGGAGAACCAAGCCGCAACAGUCCGAGAAACAGAGAACGAUUUCAAGAUCGUGCUGGACGUGCACGGCUUCACUGAGCACGACAUCACGAUUCGUGCGACCGCCCACAACGAGCUCGUCGUGGAGGGGAAGGUCGAGGAAAAGACCCACGGGUCUGUGAGAAGUUCGAGCUUCAGACGACAGUUCCUGCUGCCUAGUCCCAUUAAGCUGGAGGCGGUCUACUCUGCCCUCUCUGCAGACGACAUCCUCACCAUCACCGUGCCCAAGAACAAAGCCCUCAGCAUCACCCAUGUCACCCAGUAACUACACCACGUUUUCAUCAACCAAUAACUACACCAUGCAUUUCAUCACCCAGUAAUAGCACCACGAGAUACACCAUCCAGCCAGGACUCAGAUAUCAGUUUUCUUUAGCAAAUUGCGUUGAAGCAACAUUUAUUGCUGGUUGAUUUAACCGAAACAACGCUCAGUCGAGGUUGAUUCAACGUCAUAGACCUGAUGGGUGAUCAACUGACACCGUCAUGACCUGAAGAUCAACAGAUGCCAUGUACCCAAAGUUUGUUUAGGGACACCAACCAGAGGUCAUGCUGCAAGCACCACCCUUGACAGCAACCAAGCGCCGCCCAUCUGCGACACCGAGAAAUUAACUGAGCUUCCCGAGGUUCAAACCCACGGCUAUAGCUCCUCUCAUCUUGGUUCCGCUACCACUGUGCUAUAUUGUUCUUAUAAAUACAAUUUAUUAUACAGCUACGCAUGUGCAGCAUGCUCGAGUAUUUUACUUAUGGUUUCGAUUUGGGAAGGAACUAUAAGGUGUCCGUGUACGUGUGGUUACUACAUAUGUAGAUAAUAAUCUUGUUUACAUGUCUUCAUAGUGAAUCGAUUGUUUAUUCCUGCCUGAUAAUAAUGAAACUUAUCUCACGUUAAUGAUUUACGAUUAUUUCUCUAAUAUAUAUAAAUUAAUUCUGAUAGGUUUAAUCUUUUUUUAAAUUGUGAACAUUUCGUUGAUAGAAAUAAGGAGUGUAACAUUCAACCGAGUUCAGCUAAGUAUUAUUCCUGGUCCUCUCUUCUUAACAAGCAAAUCAGAAACAGUUUCUAAUCAUAAUAAAGGUCGUGAAAACGUUUCUCUUUGCCUCAACAACUUCAGCAUGACGUCAAAUGUUGUCUUGUCGCUGCAUACUGUUUAGUUGUCAAUAGUUAUUGGCUUACUAAAUAUUUUCCUGCAGCAAAAAAUAAAGGAAUUCAAAACUGAGUAUAUAGCGAUUUAAGUACUCCUUAAUACUAAUAUUGAAAAUCGUGCAUAUCGAUAAAUGUUUUUUUUUUUUAUAAUGACAAUAUCCAGCACCAACAGAGUUACAGCUUUUAUUAUGCUUACCAGCAGAGCUGGGCAGCGCUAUUUUGAAAUGUAGCGGCCGCUACCGCUACCGU